Molecule: messenger RNA, 2661 nt
Organism: Colletotrichum karsti
Lineage: Eukaryota; Fungi; Ascomycota; Sordariomycetes; Glomerellales; Glomerellaceae
Product: quinate pathway repressor protein
Exons: 1
Coding region: 1-2661 (886 amino acids)
Biological process (GO): chorismate biosynthetic process
Molecular function (GO): 3-phosphoshikimate 1-carboxyvinyltransferase activity; 3-dehydroquinate dehydratase activity; shikimate 3-dehydrogenase (NADP+) activity
Source: RefSeq, a predicted model, not a curated record
AUGGCAACCGCCGGAGUGAAGCGGUCUUUCGUGGCCACGGCCGUCGACGGCGAAGACGCUGAGCAACACCAUCAACUCGAGAAUCCUUCAAAGUUCAUUCGUGUCGACACUCGCAAUGGCUACAACGCAUCCCCGAGAGAGCCUCAAAGCCCGAGGACGAAUAGCAGCAGAUACUCAAUGGCUGCUUGCUCCAGACCCGAGACACCAAUAACGAGGCCCGCAACGCCAGUAUCACACCUACCGAACGAGAUCCCGCCUUUUCCUGCCGACGCCUCGAUUGUCCUUGCUGGCAUUCGAGGCGCCGGCAAGUCGACGCUCGCCAUCAUCGCCUCGACGGCUAUGGCACGGAGAGCUCUCGACUGCGAGAAGGCUUUCCAGCAAGUCACUGGCCUGACCAGUUUCGCAUAUAAACGUGCACACGGCCCCGCAGAAUGUCACCGUCGCCAGACAGACGUGCUUCGAGAUCUUCUUGACCAGAACUCCAAGGGUUGUCUGCUCGUUUGCAGCUGGAUGGAGCGUGGGGUACAGACUCUGUUGAGAGACUUCUGUCGGACACAUCCGGUCGUGCAUAUCGUACGCGACGUUAAAGCUAUUCAAGAGCACCUCAAGAUCGAAGACGAGGACAAAGCCAGGAAUCUUCUGGCCGCCAGCAGCACCCUCUUCCGAACUUGCAGUAAUCUGGAGUUCUUUAACGUCUCCGAAACGGCAGAUCCGUGGAUUGAGACUGAUGCAGCGAGGAUAGAAGCCCACGCUGGCGGUCAGAAGCCACCUGCUCCCUACUUGACUCUCAAGCGGGCGGAGAGGCAUUUCCUCAAAUUCCUGAGUCUCAUCAUGCCCCGAGGCUCUAUCCCGUUCAUCGAAUCUGCCUUUCCGUUGGCGUCAAUACCGACCGAGGACCGUCGAUUUACGUAUGCCAUCUCGGUAUCGUUGUCGAGCCUUCUCAACAACGAGAUUGAUAUCGAGGAAUUGGAGACAGGCGCCGACGCCAUCGAGAUUGUCGUCGACGGUAUUGCAGCUGCGACGACGCUGGACUCCGAACGAGCAGCAGACAUUGCAAGGAUUAUUGGUUCUAUCAGGAGGAGCACCGUCAUCCCUCUCAUAUAUCAUGUCGUCUUCCCGGAUUCGUCUGAAACUCUUUACAUGGACUACAUCUUGCACGGCCUUCGGCUUACGCCCGAGUACCUGACCAUCGACCUCCGCCUCAAUGACUAUCAGCUUCUCCAAAUCAUCUCAAUGAAGAGGCGAUCAAAGAUUAUCGGCCAUCUUGCUCCUGCCGUCGACUCUCCGUCUUGGGGAGAUCCGUUCUGGACGUCACACUAUCACAGAGCCCGGCGGUUAGGGUGCGACCUUGUCCGUCUCAUCAAGCCGGUGACUUCGAUAAAGGACAACUUUGAUGUGAAUCACCUCAAGGCUCUAGUAGAGGCUUCAACGGGCCACAAGAUCCCACUCAUUGCCUACAACUCUGGUCCUCGCGGCAGACACUCGGCGGCCAUGAAUCACGUCUUAACGAGUGUGGUGCCAGAAGCAAUGGCGACGAAGUACAAUCCUGACCAGCCGUGUCUGACGGCGGUGCAAGCGACCCAGGCGCUGUACAAUUCUUUUCUGUUCGACCCCAUGAAGAUCUACGUUUUUGGCGCCCAAGUCUCUUACAGUCUAUCGCCAGCAAUGCACAACGCUGCGCUCAAGGCUUGCGGCAUACCGCAUCUCUACCGUCCAUUCUCGACACCAUCACUGAAUGGUCUGAGAGAACUCAUCGAGGACCCUUAUUUUGCGGGCGCCAGUGUAGGCUUGCCCUUCAAAGUCGAGAUCAUAACUCUGACGCACUCGCUGAGCCGGCAUGCUCAGGCCAUCGGUGCCGUCAAUACACUCGUUCCUGUCCGACGACUGAACCCCGAUGGCACUAUCCCGGAGGAUGAGAAGUUGUUCAACUGCAGGAAUCGUGCUGGACCGGUCCGCGCGCUUUACGGAGAGAACACGGACUGGAUCGGUAUUAGGGCUUGCCUCCGGAGGGGACUCUCUCCCGCCAACGCCGUACGGCCGAUGAGCUGCGGCCUUGUCAUCGGUGCAGGCGGUAUGGCUCGGGCUGCCACUUACAGCAUGCUGCAGCUCGGUGUCAAGAACAUCGUGGUUUACAACAGGACGAUCUCCAAUGCGGAAAAGAUGGUCGCACAUUUCACCCGUCUGCUGAAACGACACGAUCUGCCUCUUCUUAGUGCACACGCGGACAUGGAAACCAGAUUCCAUAUCAUCAGGACUUUGGACGAGCCUUGGCCCGAAGACUUACGGCCGCCGACCAUGAUCGUCUCUUGUAUUCCAACACACAGCAUCGGCGACGUGCCUGCGCCCAACUUCGUCGCGCCACAAGCAUGGCUCGGUAGUCCAACUGGCGGUUGUCUCCUCGAAUUAGGUUAUAAAACUCUGGACACACCAAUCCUCAGCCAAGCAAGGGAGGCUUCUCACCGAGGCUGGGUGACGAUGGACGGUCUGGAUCUAUUACCAGAACAAGGCUUUGCCCAGUUCGAGUUAUUCACCGGUCGAAGGGCUCCACGAAGGCUGAUGCGGGGCGAGGUCUUCCGAUCCUACGAGCCUGACGGGCAAGACCGCUCAGUUCUUGCACAGCUCCAGCCACGCCUCGACAAUAUUGUAGAGCAGGAGCCAUGA